Messenger RNA from Oryctolagus cuniculus (rabbit), 2367 nucleotides. The record is from RefSeq and is a predicted model, not a curated record. NCBI's taxonomy places the organism in Eukaryota, Metazoa, Chordata, Mammalia, Lagomorpha, Leporidae.
CAGCGCGCUCCCUACCGGCGACCUCGGUGCAGGGCACCCACGGCGAGGAUUCCCCGUCCCGGCCUCCCUCUCCAAGCCCUUCAUCCCCGUCGGCUGCUCGCUGCCGCCCUGCGCUUCACCUCCGUCUCCUGCCAGCCGUCCAGCUGGUGCUUUCUCGCCGCCCCUGACCGGUCUGGCCCGUUCGUGCACGGUCUGGCCGAACUGGAAGCUGCCUCCCUUGCCUGGGCCCACCCCCUGUCAGCUGAGCCCGAGCCCCGCGGCCUUCCGGCGAGUCGCCGCUCAGAGCAUGCGCAGUGGGCCUCCUGCGACCCUUCUGGCCUGGGCAUGCGCAGGGGCCUCCCCGCCUUCUGGUCUGGGCAUGCGCGGCGGCGCGAGGCCCUCUGGGACCGGAAGUGCGAGCGAGCGCGAAGCCCCGGGUCUGACAGGAGCCGCGCGCCGCGUCGGUGCCCGUACUGGUGGCGGGAGAGGGGUCGUGGGCCCGCGCCGCCCAGCCAUGGGCCUCCUGUCGGACCCGGUGCGCCGGCGCGCGCUCGCCCGCCUCGUGCUGCGCCUGAACGCGCCGCUGUGCGUGCUGAGCUACGUGGCCGGCAUCGCCUGGUUCCUGGCGCUGGCUUUCCCGCCGCUGACCCAGCGCACGUACAUGUCCGAGAACGCCAUGGGCUCCACCAUGGUGGAGGAGCAGUUCGCGGGGGGGGACCGCGCCCGGAACUUCGCGCGCGACUUCGCCGCCCACCGCAGGAAGUCGGGGGCCCUGCCGGUGGCCUGGCUGGAGCGGACCAUGCGCUGGUGUCCGGUACCAACGUGUAUGGCAUCCUGCGAGGGCCCCGAGCCGCCAGCACCGAGUCCCUGGUGCUCACCGUGCCCUGUAGCUCCGACUCCACCAACAGCCAGGCUGUGGGGCUGCUGCUGGCACUUGCUGCCCACUUCCGUGGGCAGAUUUACUGGGCAAAAGAUAUCAUCUUCCUGGUGACCGACCAUGACCUUCUGGGCACGGAGGCCUGGCUCGAAGCCUACCACGACGUCAAUGUCACUGGCAUCCAGUCGUCGCCCCUGCAGGGCCGGGCGGGGGCCAUCCAGGCGGCCGUGGCCCUGGAGCUGAGCAGCGACGUCAUCACGAGCCUGGACGUGACCGUGGAGGGACUCAACGGGCAGCUGCCGAACCUUGACCUGCUCAACCUCUUCCAGACCUUCUGCCAGAAAGGGGGGCUGCUGUGCACGCUGCAGGGCAAGCUGCAGCCCCAGGACUGGACAUCGCUGGAUGGGCCACUGCAGAGCCUGCAGACGCUGCUGCUCAUGGUCCUGCGGCAGGCCUCCGGCCGCCCCCACGGCCCCCACGGCCUCUUCCUGCGCUACCGCGUGGAGGCCCUCACGCUGCGGGGCAUCAACAGCUUUCGCCAGUACAAGUACGACCUGGUAGCGGUGGGCAAGGCUCUGGAGGGCAUGUUCCGAAAGCUCAACCACCUCCUGGAGCGGCUGCACCAGUCCUUCUUCUUCUACCUGCUGCCGGCGCUCUCGCGCUUCGUCUCCAUCGGCCUCUACAUGCCGGCCGCCGGCUUCCUGCUCCUGGUCCUCGGGCUCAAGGCCCUGGAGCUGUGGAUGCGGUUGCACGAGGCCGGAGCGGGCCCCGACGAGGCUCGGGGCGUGCCUGGGCCCAGCCUUGCCGCUCCCCCAGUGCAGGGUGUGGGGCUGACCUCGCUCGUGGCACCUCUGCUGAUCUCCCAGGCCAUGGGGCUGGCCCUCUACGUCCUGCCGGUGCUGGGCCAGCACGUGGCUGCCCAGCACUUCCCAGUGGCCGAGGCCGAGGCUGUGGUGCUGACGCUGCUGGCGAUUUACGCCGCUGGCCUGGCCCUUCCACACAACACUCACCGGGUGGUGAGCACGCAGGCCCCAGACCGGGGCUGGAUGGCGCUGAAGCUGGUGGCUCUGGUCUACCUGGCCCUGCAGCUGGGCUGCAUCGCGCUCACCAACUUCUCCCUGGGCUUCCUGCUGGCCGCCACCAUGGUGCCUGCUGCCGCUCUCGCCGAGCCCCACGGGCCCCGGCCGCUCUACGCCGCCCUGCUGGUGCUGACGAGCCCGGCAGCCACUCUGCUGGGCAGCCUGUUCCUGUGGCGGGAGCUGCAGGAGGUGCCGCUGUCGCUGGCUGAGGGCUGGCAGCUCUUCCUGGCGGCGCUGGCCCAGGGCGUGCUGGAGCACUACAGCUACGGCGCCCUGCUCUUCCCGCUGCUGGCGCUGGGCCUCUACCCCUGCUGGCUGCUCUUCUGGAACGUGCUCUUCUGGAAGUGAGGUCAGCCUGUCGGGCGCAGAGAGCAGGGCCCUCCACGGCCACCCCUCUACCUCCUGGAAUAAACAAACGUGCUUUCGGCUGCU